Molecule: messenger RNA, 5126 nt
Organism: Urocitellus parryii (Arctic ground squirrel)
Lineage: Eukaryota; Metazoa; Chordata; Mammalia; Rodentia; Sciuridae
Source: RefSeq, a predicted model, not a curated record
UGUAAGAGACCAGGAAUUGUUGCAAACCACCACUCAAGGAGCCAGGGCUGAAACCAGUGUGGAUUCUGCAAAUAAGGCUGCUUGUGAGUUUUCUGAGAAGGACAUAGCAAAUAUUGAACAUCAUCAAUCCAGUAAUAAAGAUUUGAACAUCAUUGAGAAGCAUGCAACUGAGAGGCAUCCAGAAAAGUAUCAGGGUAUUUCUGUUUCAAACUUGCAUGUGGAGCCAUGUGGCACAAAUACUCGUGCCAGCUCAUUACAGCAUGAGAACAGCAGUUUAUUACUCACUAAAGACAGAAUGAAUGUAGAAAAGGCUGAAUUCUGUAAUAAAAGCAAACAGCCUGGCUUAGCAAGGAGCCAACAGAGCAGAUGGGCUAAAAGUAAGGAAACCUGUAACGAUAGGCAAACUCUCAGCACAGAGAAAAAGGUAGAUCUGAAUGUUGAUCCCCUAUAUGAGAAAAAAGAACCAAGUAAGCAGAAACCUCCAUGCUCUGAGAAUUCUAGAGAUACUCAAGAUGUUCCUUGGAUAACACGAAAUAGCAGCAUUCGGAAAGUUAAUGAGUGGUUUUCCAGAAGUGACGAAAUGUUAACUUCUGACGACUCAUAUGAUGGGGGUUCUGAGUCAAAUGCUAAAGUAGCUGGUGUAUUAGAAAUUCCAAAUGAAGUAGAUGGAUUUUCUGGUUCUUCAGAGAAAAUAGACUUGUUGGCCACUGACCCACAUAAUGCUUUAAUUUUUAAACGUGAAAGAAUCUGCUCCAAAGCAGUUGAGAGUAAUAUUGAAGAUAAAAUAUUUGGGAAAACCUAUCGGAGGAAGGCGAGCCUCCCUAACUUGAGCCAUGUAACUGAAAAUCUAAUUAUAGGAGCAUUUGCCGCAGAACCACAAAUAACACAAGAGUGUCCCCUCACAAAUAAAUUAAAGCGUAAAAGGAGAACUACAUCAUGCCUUCAUCCUGAGGAUUUUAUCAAGAAAGCAGAUUUGGCAGUUGUUCAAAAGACUCCUGAAAAAAUAAAUCAGGGAACUGACCAAAUGGAACAGAAUGAUCAAGUAAUGAAUAUUACUAAUAGUGGCCAAGAGAAUGAAACAAAAGUUGAUUAUGUUCAGAAAGAGAAAAAUGCUAACCCAAUAGAAUCAUUGGAAAAAGAGUCUGCUUUCAGAACUAAAGCUGAACCUAUAAGCAGCAGUAUAAGCAAUAUGGAACUAGAAUUAAAUAUCCACAAUUCAAAAGCACCUACGAAAAAUAGGCUGAGGAGGAAGUCCUCUACUAAGCAUAUUCAUGCGCUUAAACUAGCAGUAAAUAGAAAUACAAGUCCACCUCAUCACAUUGAAUUACAAAUUGAUAGUUUUACUAGCAGUGAAGAAAUAAAGACAGGAAAUUCCAACCAAAUGCCAGUCGGGCAUGGCAAAAAGCUUCAACUCAUGGAAGAUACAGAACCUGCAACUGAAGUCAAGAAGAGUAACCAGCCAAAUGAACAAAUAAUUAAAAGAUAUACCAAUGAUGUUUUCCCAGGACCAAAGUUAACAGGCAUAUCUGGUCUUUUUACUAACUGCUCAAGUUCUAGUAAAGUUAAAGAAUUUGUUGAUCCUAACCUUCAGAAAGAAGGAACAGAAGAGAACAUAGAAAUAAUUCAAAGGUCUAAUAAUACCAAAGACCCCAAAGAUGUGCUAAGUGGAGAAAGGGGUUUGCAAACUGAAAGAUCUGCAGAAAGUACCAGUAUUUCAUUGGUACCUGAUACUGAUUAUGGCACUCAGGACAGUAUCUCAUUACUGGAAGCUAACACUUUUGGAAAAGCAAGAACAGCAUCAAAUCAACAUGUUACUCAGUAUGUGGCAAUCGAAAACCCCAAGGAAUUUAUCCAUGAUCAUCCUAAAGAUACUAGAAACGACACAGGGGGUUUCAAGAAUUCAUUGAGACACGAUGUUAACCACAUUCAGGAGAUAAAUGUAGAAAUGGAAGAAAGUGAACUUGAUACUCAGUAUUUAGAGAAUACAUUCCAAGUUUCAAAGCGUCAGUCAUUUGCUCUGUUUUCAAAUCCAGGAAAUCAAGAAAAGGAAUGUGCAGCUGUCUAUGUUCCCUCCCAAACCUUACAGAAACAAAGCACAGAAGUCAAUCUUGAAUGUGAGCAAAAAGACAAAAAUUGGGGAAAUAAAGAGUCUAAAAUUCCGCAUGUCCAGGCAAUUAAUGCCACUAUGGGCUUCCCUGUGGUUUGUCAGAAAAAUAAGCCAGGUGAUGAUGCCAAAUGUAAUAUUACAGAAGUCUCUAGAAUUUGUCCUUCAUUUCCGUUCAGAGGCAGUGAAACUAAACUUAUUACUGCAUAUAAACAUGGAAUUUUACAAAACCCAUAUCAUAUGCCAUCAGUUUCUCCCAUCAGGUCAUCUGUUAACACUAAAUGUAAGAAAAUAGAAAUAAUUCAAAGUACCCUAUUAGGGGAAAAGUUUGAGAAACAUUCAGGGUCACCUGAAAAAAUAGUGGGAUAUAAGAGAAUCAUUCAAAGUACAGUGAGCAAAAUUAGCCAAAAUAACAUUAGAGAAAGUGCUUUUAAAGAAGCCAACUCAGGCAGUAUUAAUGAAGUAGGCGCUAGUACUAAUGAAGUAGGCUCCAGUAUUAAUGAGGUAGGUUCCAGUGGUGAAAACAUUCAAACAGAACUAGGUAGAAACAGAGGACCCAAAUUAAAUGCUGUGCUUAGAUUAAGUCUUAUGCAACCUGAAGCCUAUAAACAAAAUCUUUCUCUAAUUAAUUGUAAAUACCCUGAAAUAAAAAGACAAGGAGAAGAUGAAGUAGUUCAAGUUGUUAAUACAGAUUUCUCUCCAUGUCUAAUUUCAGAUAAUUUAGAACAACCUAUGAGAAUUAGUCCUGUCACUCAGGUUUGUUCUGAGACUCCAGAUGACCUGUUAGAUGAUGAUGAUGAUGAAAUAAAGGAAAAUACCAGCUUUAUUGAAGGUGGCAUUAAGGAAAAAUCUGCUGUUUUUAGUAAGAAUGUCCAGAGGGGAGAAUUUAGCAGGAGCCCAAGCCCUUUAGCCCAUACAUCUUUGGCUCAGAGUCACCAAAAGGGGGCCAGGAAAUUAGAGUCCUCAGAAGAGAACACCUGUAGUGAGGAUGAAGAACUUCCCUCCUUCCAACACUUACUAUUUGGUAAAGUAACCAAAACACCUCAGUCUACCAAAUUCAGCACUGUUGUGACAGACUGUCUGUCUAAGAAAACAGAGGAGAACCUGGUAUCAUUUAGGACUGGUGUAAAUGACUGUAAUAAUGAGGUGAUACUCGAAAAGGCCUCCCAGGAACAUGACUUUAGUGAGGAAGCGAAAUACUCUGGUAGCUUGUUUUCUUCCCAGUGCAGUGUAUUAGAAGACUUGACAACAAAUACAAACUCCCAGGACCCCUUCUUGAUGUUUGAUCCUCCUUCCAAACAAAUGAAACAUCAGUCUGAAAACCAGGAAGUUGUGCUGAGUGACAACAAAUUGGUUUCAAAUGAUGAAGAAAGGGAAACUGGCCUAGAAGAAGAUAAUCACCAAGAAGAGCAGAGUGUGGAUUCAGACUUAGGUGAAGCAGCAUCUGGCUAUGAAAGUGAAACAGUCCUCUCUGAAGAUUGCUCAGGGGUGUCUUCGCAGAGUGAUAUUUUAACCACUCAGCAGAGGGAUACCAUGCAAGAUAACCUGAUAAAGCUCCAGCAGGAAAUGGCUCAACUGGAAGCAGUGCUAGAACAGCAUGGGAGCCAGUCUUCUGACAACUCCCCUUCCCUGGUAGCUGACUCUUGUGCCCCUGAGGACCUGCCAGAUCUGGAACAAAACCUAUCAGGUGAAGUGUUAACGUCACAGAAAAGUAAUGAAUAUCCUGUAAGUCUGAAUCCUAAAAAGCUUUCUCCUGACAAGUUCUGGAUAUCUCCAAAUAGAUCCAUUAGUAAAAACAAAGAAUUGGAAAUAAAAAGGUCUUCUCCCACUUCUAAAGCCCAGUUGGUAGAUAAUAGGUGGUCUGCUCAUAGUCACACUACGAGUCUUCAAAACAGAAACUGUCCCUCUCAAGAGGAUCUCAUUAAGAUUGUUGAUGUGGAAGAGCAAGAACUGAAAAAGUCUGAGCCACCUGAUUUAAUGGAACAGUCUUACUUGCCAAGGCAAGAUCUAGAGGGAACCCCUUACCUGGAAUCUGGAAUCAGCCUCUUCUCUAAGGACCCUGAUUCUGAUCCCCCUAAAGACAAAGCCCCAGAGGCAGUUCAUGUUUGCAAUGUACCAGCUUCAUCCUCUGCAUUGAAAUUAUCCCAGUUUCAAGUUGGACAAUCUGCCAACAGUCCAGCUGUUGCUCACACUACUUGUACUGCUGGGUAUAACGCACGGGAAGAAAGUAUGAGCAGGGAGAAGCCAGAAUUCACAUCUCCAACAGAAAGGACCAAGCAGAGAAUAUCCAUGGUGGUAUCUGGCUUGACCCCCAAAGAACUUAUGCUUGUACACAAGUUUGCCAAAAAACACCAUAUCAUUUUAAGUAAUCUAAUUACUGAAGAGACUACUCACGUCGUUAUGAAAACAGAUGCUGAGUUUGUGUGUGAACGGACACUGAAAUAUUUUCUCGGAAUUGCAGGAGGAAAAUGGGUAGUUAGCUAUUUCUGGGUGACCCAGUCUAUUAAAGAAAGAAAGAUCCUAGAUGAGCAUGAUUUUGAAGUCAGAGGAGAUGUAGUCAAUGGAAGAAACCACCAAGGUCCAAAGCGAGCAAGAGAAUCCCAGGGCAGAAAGAUCUUCAGGGGCCUAAAAAUCUGUUGCUAUGGGCCUUUUACCAACAUGCCCACAGAUCAACUGGAAUGGAUGGUGCAACUGUGUGGAGCUUCUGUGGUAAAGGAAAUUUCGUCACUCACCCUUGACACGGGUGCUCAGCCAAUUGUGGUUAUACAACCAGAUGCCUGGACAGAAGACAAUGGCUUCCAUGCAAUUGAACAGAUGUGUAAGGCACCUGUGGUGACCAGAGAGUGGGUGUUGGACAGUGUAGCCCUCUACCAAUGCCAGGAGCUGGACACCUACCUGAUACCACAGAUCUCACCCAGCCACUGCUGACUGCAGCCAACCAUGUGUCUAGAACCACAGGACCUCAAAGAUGAGCUUAAAAAAUGGCCUUUCCAGCUGGGUGUGGUGGCACACGUCUAUAAUC